UAACGGUUGGCCCGGGCAGGUGUUGCAGCGCGCGCUAUGGAGGCCUUUGUGGCGGAGUUUGGGGAGAAGCUCAGCCGCGCGGAAGUUCAGUGGCUCCAAAACUUGUAUAGAUUUACAGACAAGAAUCUCCUUUCAAUAUCUGAAGUGCCUGAUAUUACAUGUAGAGAGCUGAGUCGCCGUAUCUUUCAAUGUCUAUGCAGAAUUUGUCACCAUAGCAGUAACCCUAGCUGCCAUCGAGAUAAAACUGGAUUUCUUCUACCUUUGAGCUACAGAUUUAUAUCCAUAGGAGAACUGUCUCAGCAGAAAACCCAAUGCUGCAGUUGCUUAGCAUGGAGCACAAGUCAAUUCAAGGAAUGGACCCGAUGUGUGGAAGGUAUUCCAGCCGAUUACAAAGCAGUUAAUCGGACAAAUCUGCUGUUAUGUGGUAUCCUGACAGAUAAAAUCUGUAUUCCUCCCAGUAUGUCAGAGACAGCAACGCAGCAGCAUGAUGGACACUUGUAUUUCAAAGACAAAAAUGAUUUUCUACAUUGUGAGGUGACCAAGCUAGAUCUAAGUUGGUUGGAGCACCUAGUAUUGUUCCCAAGGUGGAGUUAUAUUCCUCAAACUAAGACAGUUGGCAAGUUGGAUGGGGUAAAGACUGGAUACCUUGAGAUACCAGAAGCUCCUUUCUUUUUGCUUCCAAAUCUGAUAACCAGCAGUCCGAGGGUAACCGGCAGCCUGAGUGCUUUACUGCCUGAUUCAGCACUCCAUCUUCUGGACAAACAGUUUCAUUCCACUGAAGUGAAGAUGAACGUAGCUGGAGAACUCAGCCGCCUUAGCUCAAUGUUACAUAUUCAAGGAGAAACGUUUUUCUUCUUCUUUCUCAGCUCCUUUACAACUGAUAUUUGUCUUCCCAUAGUUGUCCAGGUCCCUUCCAAACUGGUGUGGCAUCACUGCUUAAUUCCUUCUGAACGAUAUGUUGUAACGGAGAUGUUCGUUUCUAGCUUGCAGAGCACAAGCAAUAAGCUUUUUGUAGUGUCAUCGUCUUCAGACUUCCAUAUCUACAAUGAGGGAUUUGUGAAAGAACAAACUCUGGCUGAAUUUAUGCAAGCUUCGCAUAUUAAGGAGAUGUCCAAGCAGGCGCUGAAAACUACUGUUAAAGAAGAACCUUCUCAGAUUAGUUUGUGUGCGAAUUGGUCGACUCAAAACACUAUAGAAAUAUUAGAUAACAAAGAGUCCAAAGUGUGCUCCUACCAGGGAGUGAUAAGUAGAGUACUAAACAUUUCAGCAGGCCUUUAUGAGCUAGAUGGCAAGUUUGGUCUUUGCAUAGCCUACCAGCAAAUGAUAAAUUGUGCAAGAGGUCUCCGUCCUGGUGUCCGUGUGGAGAUGCAUGACGCACACUUGUACCACAAGAAAUCUGAGCACUUCCCAAGCAUCAUGCUCUGUUGCUGCCUGAGGAGCAUUUUGAUAGUCACAGAAUUUUCCAGCCUGGAUGCAGAAUAUCAGCCCUUCACUACCAACUGCAAUAUAUACAUUAACCUUCUGUUUAAGUACAACCUCGAUCUACCCAAUUAUCUGUGGCUCGUCCAUAUUGUGGAAAGCCUAGUACAAAGAUUUCAUGUCCAAAUAUUUCUUGUCAAAGUACUUCAAUAUCAGAAUUAUUAUCCAAUGCUGAAGAAAGAGGUUGGAAGGCUGUUAAGAUGUUCUCAUUGCUGCCAUCCCCUGAAAUUAAACACUUGGUAGCUCAACAGCUUAAUCGAAACUUGCUUGGUCGUUUGAAGUUUUAAAACCUGAAGAUUUUCAACCC
Callorhinchus milii (elephant shark) is the source of this 1786-nucleotide messenger RNA. RefSeq names its product CST complex subunit CTC1-like. The coding region runs from base 37 to 1722 and encodes 561 amino acids. The record is from RefSeq and is a predicted model, not a curated record. The transcript is spliced from 9 exons. Gene Ontology annotation, biological process: positive regulation of DNA replication; telomere maintenance via telomere lengthening. Gene Ontology annotation, cellular component: CST complex. Gene Ontology annotation, molecular function: single-stranded DNA binding; telomeric repeat DNA binding. Lineage: Eukaryota; Metazoa; Chordata; Chondrichthyes; Chimaeriformes; Callorhinchidae.